CAUCAAUCGAGAAGCAGGCAAAUCAACACCGCGAACUGCACCACAACACGGACCUUGUUGAUGUGAAGCAAAGCUCAAGCAAGCAAGCAAAGAAAAGCAAGCGUUCAUCACAUCAUCCGUGCUGUCACUGGCUCACUGGCCACCGUGUCGCAUCCUUUGCUCUUGUCUGUCUCGAGUCUCUCCUCACGGCGCUGGAUUUUGAGCUUGACGGCAAGACGGCGAACGGCGACCGCUCGGUUUGGCGCCUGCUGUCCACGUGGGCGUCUGCCUUGACAUCUGCAGCACCUCCCUUCUCAGCUGGCCCGCAACCCGAAGAAGGAGAAGGUGCGGAAGGACGCCAUCUUCAGCAAGAUCAGCCCCGCAUGAUUCCUCAAGAUGAUGGUGCGACUGUGAGCCCGGCUCAUGCAACCACCACCGCCCAGCCGCAAUCCUCUUCGACAGCAGCAGCACCAUAUGCUCCACCCCACGCAACAGCACCACAAGCAGCAGCGCCGCCGUCGACAACAAUAGCAGCAUCACCGACAGCAGCAGCAGCAGUUGCUGGACCCCCACCCUCCUCGUCCACGUCGUUUCCGUCCUCACCGCGACAGCAAGCACGCAGCAGCGUCUACGACACACUUGUCGUCUCAUAUCCCCAGCGAUCCCCGCCCCAGCAGCACUUGCUGGGCACCAUGCAGAUGCAACGCCACCAGCAGCAGCACGACCUGCAACAACAACAACAACAACAACAACAACAGCAACAGCAACAACAACAGCAACAGCAGCAACAGCAGCGCCUUGCCAUGGCACACCCACCAAACGCGACCUAUCAUCAACACCCAGCAGGUGCACGCGCGCAUGUGCUACCCCACCAGCAUUGUCCGCCGCCGCAACUACAGUACCAGCAUCAACAGCAACAGUACCAGCACGAUCAGCCACAACAGGCCCUUCCUCAAGCAUCUCAGCCCACAGUCAUGCUCCCACAACGACAUCACUACUCCCCAUAUGCACCGCAGCCCGUCUACCAGCCACAGCAGCAGCAGCAACAACAACUGAAAGCACAAUAUGCUCACUAUCAACAGCACCCACAACACCAAGCACAGCGGCAACACCACCAGCACCCACAGCAGCAAUCACAACAGCCUCAGCAUGCAUUUGCCAUGGCUGGCGUGCCCACCCUUACCACUUCCUCCAUCGCUCAUCCCAGCGCGCCGCCGCCCGCACAUUCGGCAGCACCACCGCGCCUGCAGCCAUCGCCACGCACUGCGCCAGCGUCCAUGCCUCCCUCCACAUACGCGCCAUCACAACCACCACAGCAACAGCAAGCAAUUGCACAACAACCAGCACCAGCACAGCGACACAUGCCAGCACAACAGCAGCCCUCACAACAGCAGCAGCAACAGCAGCCCUCACAACAGCAGCAGCAACAGCAGCCACAACAGCUGUCACAGCGCGGGGUGAUGUCGACAGAUGGCGACGCCUCAGAUACAGGCGCGGUUGCUGCUGCUCUGAUGCCUGACGCGCCGGCGCACAUGACGGGUAUUGCUGCGGAGCUGGGCCUGGUCGCCCUCGCAUCCGCCCUUCUCAACGUCAACGCACGCACACAGCAGUCACAGUCGCAGUCGCAGUCGGAGUUGUCGGGACAGGCUGGGCAGGGACCAGGGUCGGGCGAACUGGCAGCGCUGCUGGACCUGCUGUUGCAGUCGCCAGCACCGCCGCCAGUGGCAAGCGGCACUGCGGGCCACGCCAUGACACCGAUUGCCGUUUGCGGCAGCACGGCACUUCCCAAUGCUGCUCGUACCACAGCCACGGCAGCAGGCAUCAGCUCGUCGCCCGCCACAGCCACCACUAACGCCACCACUAACGCCACCACUAACGCCACCACUACUGCUGCAACGAAGCCCGCAAUGCACGCUUCGGCCGAGCCCAGUGCGCGCACGCGGCGCAGCAGCCGAGGCAGGAAGACGGCAGCAGGAGUAACGCCACCAGCAGCACCAGCAUCAUCAGCGUCACCAGCAGCAUCGGCAUCGACCACAGCAGCAGCAGCAGCAGCAGCAGCAGCAGCAGCAGCCGAAGGCAAGGCUGCCACGUCUACACCAGCAGCGACUACACAGCCAAGCGGUGCAGCCGCAAAGAGGAAUCGUCCUAGCAAAGUGUGCGUGCACGGCAAGCUGCCGACGACACCGGCCACGCUGUCGGCCCUGGGGGAGGUCGGUGCACUGCGGGAGGAGGCGAUGUGGACUGUGGGCAAUGCACAGACGCUCUCGGACCAGGUGACGGCCACACACGCAGCCGUCGCCGGACUGUCUCUGCAAGUGUGCCGCAUAUGCGCCAGCAACGUGCAGUACAGCGAGUACCUUGCGCGGGUCGACCCAGCACUGCUGGAGCGUGUGCAGCAGCAGCUGGAAGCGGAGGCACGCCAACCUGCUGAUGGCGGCGGUGGUGAUGAGGAGGAGGCCGGCGGGGUCAAAGCUGAACGUGAGGAAGAAGGGGAAGAAGAGGAAGAAGAGGAAGAAGGGGAGGAAGGAGCAGUAGCGACGAACGGCGAGAAAGAAGCAGAAAAGAAGAAGAAGAAGAGUAAGAAGAUACAGAUGAAGAAGGCGCUGAAGAAGAAGAAGGGGCAAGCAAAGCGGCGCGCAAGUGCACGGGAGAGCGGUGAGAUGAAGGGGAAACGCGCUCGACACGCACACAAACGGGAAGCGGGCGAAGAGGAAGAGGAGUUGGAAGAAGAUGACAGUCAGCAGGAGGAACAACAAGCAGCCGAAGAGGAACAAGAAGAAGAAGAAGAAGAAGAGGAAGAAGAAGAUGCGCUUGCCAAGCUGACCCCCGUGGAGCGGUCCUUGGCGCUGGUGUCGCGUGCGUCGUCAGCACCUCAGCCGGUUGUGCUCGAGCCGCCGCCGCACCCGAAUGCGCCCGAGAUUCGGCGGCAGGGGCGACCACGCAAGCAGCCCGAUGUCGUGUACACCACGCGCCUCUACGAGACCAUCGCUCGCCCGCCCGCCACCACACACGAUGGCGAUGAUGGCGAUGGUUUUGGUGAUGGUGGUGGUGAUGGUGAUGGUGGUGAGGGUGUUGAUGGUGAGAGUGAAGACGAGGGUGAGGGUGACGGUCACGUCAAGGCAGAGGACAAGCCGCCGAGGACUGCGGUGCGCGUGCCGCCUGUUGUUGAGUGUGCUGUGCUUGAUCCCAAUACGGGCAUGCCCGUCUACCACGAGGAGCACCCGCACGACACGGACCGCGACAGGAAGAAAUACGAGCGCAAGCGCGACGAGGACACGAGCGAUGAGCGGUUUCAACGGCGGCACGGCAAGCAGGAGUCGCUUGAGAGGCGCAACAACGCGUUUGGCGCCUACACCACACGCUUUGGCUACGAGCAGGCCCAACGCAAGCUUGCCCUCAGCCGGCACGGGCGCAGCAGGGCCCGGCGCAAACCCUCGGCAGCGCACCUCUCCUCAUUCUGGCCACAGGUUGAGGACCUGCGGACGCGCGAUGGGGAGUAUCCGACACUUCGUUUCGAAAAGCGGGAGAAACUUCCGCUUUACGCGUUUGGCGCCCUGGUGCCGCCCGUCAGCUCGCGGCCCUUCAGACUUUCUCUACGCAUGCUGGAAGCAGAAGAGAAGGAGUAA
This is a messenger RNA of Salpingoeca rosetta, 3605 nucleotides long. RefSeq lists its product as uncharacterized. The record is from RefSeq and is a predicted model, not a curated record. NCBI's taxonomy places the organism in Eukaryota, Choanoflagellata, Craspedida, Salpingoecidae. The transcript has 7 exons. Bases 363 to 3605 code for a protein of 1080 amino acids.